CCAUCAAGAGUAUGUAAGCCCACAGAAAUGAUGAAGAUCUGAUCUUCAUCCCUGCUUUCCUGAAGAGGUCUUCCCUUCAGUCAAGAAUUUAAUGUUUCUUUCUGUCUGGUGGGUAGCUCACUACAGACCUUUGGUUCUGAGAGAGAAACCUUAGGGGAAGAAGGAACAACUGCUUUCCUACUGUUAAAGAUGAAAUUACUUCUCAUCUUACCACUUCUCCUGUUGGGCACAGCGUCUUCUCUUCAUUUGAAAAAUGAGGCUUUUGAGCUAGAGGCAUCAGAGGGAGAAAAGGGCUUGGCUCUGAAGCUAGAGACUCCAGAGGAAGAGGAUAAUUUGACCAUAGGGAAUGAGGAAGAGGAUGAUGAAGGGGAGGAGAGUGAAGUUGCUGAGGAUGAUGACAACCUUUGCCCAAAGGAAGAGGAUGUAGUCCGUAUGCUGGGUAGCCCAGGAUGUGAGACUUGCCGGUUCCUGAUUGUUAAUAAGCCAAGGAAAUUCAAAAGAGCUGAGAGAAUCUGCAGACGUUGCUAUCACGGCCAUCUGGUCUCUAUCCACAGCUCCCACACCAACCACGGCAUCCGGUGUCUGGCUAGUAGAAUCAAUCGCAGCCAGAUCUGGAUUGGAGCCAGAGUCAGGGGCCGGUUUUUCAGAAAGAGAUUUCGUUGGGUUGAUGGGAGUCAUUGGACAUUUUCUUACUGGGCAGCAGGCCAACCUGGAAAUGGUGGGGGCCGAUGUGUAGCCUUCUGUACCCGAGGGGGUCAUUGGCGUCGAGCCCCAUGCAAACGCCGCCUGCCUUUUGCCUGCUCUUAUUGAACUGCUUCUGCUGAAGAGGCCAGUCAAGACUGACACCACAAGGCCCCUGGAGAGCUCGGUUUGAGGCCCAUCUCUUCCUCUUCCUUUUGUUUCCCUGAAAUAAACCAGGUUUCUGAAAGCUCAAA
Molecule: messenger RNA, 935 nt
Organism: Phascolarctos cinereus (koala)
Lineage: Eukaryota; Metazoa; Chordata; Mammalia; Diprotodontia; Phascolarctidae
Product: proteoglycan 3-like
Biological process (GO): immune response
Source: RefSeq, a predicted model, not a curated record